Messenger RNA from Vitis riparia (riverbank grape), 1364 nucleotides. RefSeq names its product oxysterol-binding protein-related protein 4B. The coding region runs from base 99 to 1274 and encodes 391 amino acids. The transcript is spliced from 7 exons. Lineage: Eukaryota; Viridiplantae; Streptophyta; Magnoliopsida; Vitales; Vitaceae. Gene Ontology annotation, molecular function: sterol binding. The record is from RefSeq and is a predicted model, not a curated record. Gene Ontology annotation, cellular component: cytosol; intracellular membrane-bounded organelle; membrane.
AAACAACCAAAACGAAGCCACCCAAACAACCUCUCUCUCUCUCUCUCUCUCCCUCUUUUUCUAUCUCUCUGCACUGCCAGUGAAGCCUUUCCCUUCAGAUGGAGCAUCUCUUCUCGACCAUUUUCUCUCUUCAACUGGUCAGCGGAGAGACGAUACUCCUGACGGCGCCAAUGUCGUUGGAUGGAGAAUCGGACGUCACUUACAGAGCGCCGAACCUGAUCCGACGGAUUGUCAGUCUCUUCAAGACUGUACGGCCCGGAUCUGAUCUCACCCGCUUCCAGCUGCCCCCUCUCUUCAACAUGCCCAAGUCUCAACUUCAGUGUUAUGGCGAAACAGUGUAUUGUGUUGGGAAUGAUAUGCUAAGUAGGUGCAGUAAGGCAGAGAGCUCUCUUGAAAGAUUUGCAUCAGUUGUGGCUUGGAGCAUAUCUACCACACGGCCUCUGAUAUUCGGUGUUGCUCCUUUCAAUCCCAUUCUUGGAGAGACUCACCAUGUUUCAAAGGGAACUCUCAAUGUCCUACUUGAACAGGUAUCGCAUCACCCACCGGUAUCUGCCCUUCAUGCAACUGAUGAGAAGGAAAAUAUUGAAAUGAUAUGGUGCCAAUAUCCUGUUCCCAAAUUCUAUGGUGCUUCAGUUGAAGCCGAGGUACAUGGGAAUAGGCAGCUGAGGCUCCUGAAGCUAGGAGAAAAUUAUGAAAUGAACUCUCCAAGGCUCUUGAUCAGGUUUCUUCCAGUGUCCAGUGCUGAUUGGGUUGGUACUGUCAGAAUCCGUUGUCGAGAAACUGGCCUUGAAGCUGAGCUAUGUUACAGAGGCAGUUCUUUUCUAGGUCGCAGAUCAAAUUACAGAUCUAUUAAAGGAAAGAUUUUUGAGUCGUCAUCUUCGAAGACAAUAUAUGAGAUUGAUGGCCACUGGGAUAGGACUGUUUCAAUGAAGGACAUCAAUAAUGGGAAACUUUCAAUCAUAUACAAUGCAAAAGAAAUGCUUUCAGGACUGAAAACCCCGACUGUUAAGGAUCCAAAGGGAGUUUGGCCGAGUGAAUCAGCUGUGGUGUGGGGUGAGGUGAGCCAAGGCAUCAUGAACAAGGAUUGGGAGAAAGCAAAAGCAGCCAAGACAGCCAUUGAAGAAAAGGAGAGGGAAGGGUUGAGAGAAAGAAAGUCAAGAGGAGAAACUUGGGUUCCUAAGCAUUUUAAGUUAUUUAGCGGCAAGGAAGGUGGUUGGGACUGCUUACCUAUUCAAGACUUGGUGCCACCAGCUCCCAUUGCUCUCCCUCUUUGAUAUGUUUCUCUCAUUAGCAGGCUAGUUGCUGAUCUAAACCUGAUUUAGACCUUCACUUAUGGAAAUUUAAAGGCUACAAGUUAUAUACCU